CGAAAGUGAAGGAUUAUUCUAACCUAACAAUUGGCAAGAUUCUACGCCUUGUGCCAAAAAACUUAUUAGAUAAAUUAGCAUUGAAUAAGGAGAUACGAUGAGCAGUACUCCGGAAAAUACAUGCGAGUCUAUGGAGGAUGUAAUCACAGCAGGCACCUAUGUAAUAAUCAAGAAGCAGAACUUUAGUAAACUAUACAAGGUGUCUGAAAACGGCACUAUGAUGCUAGGAAAAGACAAGGUAGAUAUGCGUGAGAUAAUCGGAAAGCCGUUUUGGAGCACUUUCGAAAUAAUGUCAUUGCAAGACAGUAAAGGCUGCUAUUCUUUGAGACUAGUGGAACAAACAGAAUCGUGGGACGAUUUGAAGGGUGACCUGAGCGGACAGGAUAAUCGUUUUAUCACAGAUGAUGGCACAUCCCAGAAGUUAUCGAAGGAGGAGAUCUUGCAGCUGCAGGAGGCUGGCAAAUCCGGUAAAGAAAUCAUGGGCAGUCUCAUAGAGAACAGUACGUCUUUUGCAGCCAAAACAGAAUACUCGCAAGAGAAAUAUAUUAAGAAGAAAGAACGCAAGUAUUUCAGAUUCUUGACAGUGUGUAAACCUUCAAUAUUAUCACUUCAUGAGGUGUACUUCAGACAAAAUCAAGAUAAAAUUGGAGGAUUAAGGAUGGAUGCUUUAGCUCAGAUAUUAUCCUACAGCGACGUGCAAUCUGAUGGAUUGCACAUACUGUAUGACAGUGGAUCUCAGGGAUUACCCGCUGCUGCUAUGCUAAACAGAAUAGGUGCAAACACCAGCGGUUACUUGAUUAAUAUACAUCCUGGCAAUAUGCCUCAAACUACAAUUGUUCAGGCCAUGAAUUUUCCACAGGAAUUGAAAGACAGGCAUAUUGCAGUGAAUCUUUAUAGUUUCUUGAGAUUACAUUAUCAAGGUGAAACGAAUAUAAUGGAUAAGAUUUCCACAUCUAAAAAGACCAAUUAUAUUGUCAAAAAAUCACAAAAUAUCGAGAAAAAUACAAUUGAAGAAUCUAACAGUGAAACUAAUGAAACAUCCAAGAUUGAAGCUGAAAAUAUGGAGCAUAAAGAUAAUGAAACAUCCAAAAAUGAAGCUGAAGGGCAUGAAAAUAAUGAAACAUCUAAGAUUGAAGCUGAAACUAUGGAGCAUGAAAGUAACACAGAAGAAAAGAGUAAUCCGUCUUUAAAUAAUACUAAGAAAGAUACUGAUACUUUAAAACGAAAAUUUGAUGAAAUAGAAGAACCCGAAGAGGAAGCGACACUUUCGAAAAAACCAAAAUGGUUGCUGGAGACACAACGCGCCGUAGAGUUAUUAAAUAACUCGAAGGCUCGUGGUUUAACUAUUAUAACCAGAGAACAUCCUGCAAAUAUUGCAGCUGCACUGUUGCCUUUCUUAGGAGCUUCACGACCAUUCGUCAUCUUUCAUACGUAUCGAGAACCUUUGCAACAAACUUAUAUGGAACUCAAACAAAAAUACAAUGUAAUAAAUGUGAGAUUGUUUUCAAACUUUUUACGUUCGUAUCAAGUAUUACCUGACAGGACGCAUCCUCAUAUACUGACAAGUGACACUGGUGGCUAUAUCUUAACAGGAUACUUGGUUGAAGAAUAGAAACAUACGAAUAAAUUAUAAAUUUUUAUAAAAAUAUAACUAUUUCAUACAUA
Messenger RNA from Linepithema humile (Argentine ant), 1665 nucleotides. It is a transcript of the gene Trmt6, whose product is annotated as tRNA methyltransferase 6 non-catalytic subunit. Gene Ontology annotation, biological process: tRNA methylation. Lineage: Eukaryota; Metazoa; Arthropoda; Insecta; Hymenoptera; Formicidae. Gene Ontology annotation, cellular component: nucleus; tRNA (m1A) methyltransferase complex. The record is from RefSeq and is a predicted model, not a curated record.